Molecule: messenger RNA, 3320 nt
Organism: Alnus glutinosa
Lineage: Eukaryota; Viridiplantae; Streptophyta; Magnoliopsida; Fagales; Betulaceae
Product: putative disease resistance protein RGA1
Exons: 3
Coding region: 81-3080 (999 amino acids)
Biological process (GO): defense response to other organism
Molecular function (GO): ADP binding; protein binding
Source: RefSeq, a predicted model, not a curated record
UCUAAUUCUACUCUCCCAACUACUCUCAUCACUACUUCAACAGCGGGUUUCAGCAUCACUCGAUUCACCGUCGACAACAAAUGGCUGAGGCAGUUCUCUUCAACGUUGCAGCGAGUGUCAUUACGAGUUCGGCCUCUCUUGCUGGCCAACAGAUUGGACUACUCUGGGGCUUCAAAGAUGAGCUUAAAAAGCUCGGGAACACGGUUUCCACCAUCCAAGCUGUGCUUUUGGAUGCGGAGGAGCAGCAGGCCCACAACCAUGCGGUCAAAGAUUGGCUUGGGAAGCUCAAGGAUGCCAUGUACGAAGCCAACGACUUGCUGGAUGAUUACUCCACCGAACUUCUACGGCGACAAAUGAUGACACGGGAUAAGAAGGCAAAACGGGUACACAUCUUUUUUUCCAAAUUGAACCAGCUUGCAUAUGGCUUUAAAAUGGGUCAUCGGAUCAAGGCAGUUCGGGAGAGACUGGAUGAAAUCGCAGCUAAUAGAAUCAAAUUUAGCUUCAUUGAGCUCCGUACAAUGGCACAAUUUGAGCAUAGGAAGAGAGAAGAUACACACUCUUUUGUACGUGGGAAAGAAGUCAUUGGGAGAGAGGAUGAUAUGAAGGCUGUUAAAGAGUUGUUAUUGGAUUCUGAUGUGCAAGAGAACGUUUCCAUCAUUCCAAUAAUUGGGAUUGGUGGACUAGGCAAGACCACACUUGCUCAAUAUGUGCACAAUGACGAGGAAGUCAAAAAACAUUUUGAGCUAAGACUCUGGGUAUGUGUCUCUGAUCCUUUUGAUGUGAAAACUAUCGUUGCAAAGCUCAUAGAAUCUGCAACUAAGAAGAGACCAGAAAGCCUUGAGAUGGAUUUGUUGCAAAGUCAGCUUCGAGCAAAAAUUGAUGGAAAGCGAUAUUUACUCGUUCUAGACGAUGUAUGGAAUGAGAAUCGUGGUACAUGGUUGGACUUGGAAAAAUUGUUAUCGGGUGGCCUCAAAGGAAGCAAAGUUUUGAUUACAACACGUAGCAAAAGAGUUGCAGAGAUUACAUGCACAUUGCCAUCAUAUCUUUUGGGAGGUCUAUCCGAAAGCAAUUCUUGGGAUUUAUUUAAGAGAAUGGCAUUCAAAGACGGGGAAGAGCCAAAGAAUCCAAAGUUAGUAGAAAUCGGAAGGGAGAUUAUUAAAAAGUGUGCACAAGUUCCUCUUGCUAUAAGGAGCAUAGGGAGUCUAUUAUUCUUUAAAAACUCUGAACCUGAUUGGCUCUACUUUAAAGAUAAUAAACUUUACAAAAUAACUCAACAAGACAAUAGUGUUUUCCCAAUACUUAAGUUGAGUUAUGAUCAUCUUCCGUCACAAUUGAAGCAAUGUUUUGCUUUUUGUUCGUUGUUUCCAAAAGAUCAUGAAAUUGAAGUGGAUGUGUUGAUUCAGCUAUGGACAGCUCACGGCUUUAUUCAUUGGUCAGAUAAAACUAAAUGUCUUGAAGAUGUUGGUCGUGAGUAUUUUAUGGAUUUGCUUUGGAGGUCUUUUUUCCAAGACAUACAAAGAGAUGAAUAUGGUGAUAUAGAAAGAUGCAAAAUGCACGACCUUAUUCAUGAUCUUGCACAAUUAGUAGCGGGGGAUGAGUGCAUAAUUUCAAAUCCAGAUGCAAAAAACAUAGUUGAAAGAACUCGCCACGUGGCAUUUUAUUCCUUAAAUUUAUUAAGGGAUACUCCAACUCCCUUACUCAAGGCACACAAAAUGAGAACGCUUUUUCUACCAAUUCCAGGUCCUUUCUUCUUUGGCCAAGUACUUCAGGGGAAUAAGUCAGCAUAUGAUACACUUAUUUCAAGCUUUAAAUGCUUGCGUGCCUUAAAUUUGAGUAGCUCAAAUAUUAAAAAAGUGCCGAAUUCCAUUGGCAAGUUAAAGCAUCUAAGAUUUCUUGAUCUUUCUAGGAACCCUAAUAUCAAACUACUUCCUAAUUCUAUAACUAAGUUGCAAAAUUUGCAAACACUGAGACUUGAGCAUUGUGUUUGGCUUGAAGAAUUGCCAGAAGACAUUACAAACUUGAUCAACCUUAGGCAUCUUGUGCUUUAUGGGUGUGACAACUUGACGUAUAUGCCGCAUGGAUUGGAAAAGUUGACCGCUCUCCAAACACUGACGCAAUACACUUUGGGGAAGAAGGGAAGUUGUGUUCCAAAGCGAAAGGGUGGGCUAGCCGAUCUGGAAAGUUUAGAUGAGUUGAGAGGAGAAUUACAUAUCAUUGGUUUAAAGCACUUGAGAUCUUCUCCAUUAGAAGCCAAGGCUGCAAUCUUGGAGAGGAAGCAAUACCUUUUAACGUUGAGAUUAGAGUUUGAUGAUCAGGAUAGUGAUCGGGCAAUUGAAAACGAUGAGCAGCUGUUGCAAAACCUUCAGCCACACCUAAAUUUGAAAGAAUUAAAUAUAGAAGGGUAUGCAGGCGUGAGGUUACCGGGAUGGGUGUCCUCGCUCUCGAAUUUGGUUUCAAUUAGCAUAAGCAAUUGUAAAUGGUGCCAACAUAUCCCACCAUUGGACCGAUUCCCUUUUCUCAAGAGUCUUUGGCUUGACAACUUGCGUGCACUGGAGUACAUAAGCAAUGAUGCCAAUGACGUGUCCUCUUCAUCUCUUGAGACUCUGCAUAUUUUGUGGUGUUAUGAACUGCGAAUAUCUCUGUCUUCACUCUUUCAACAUCACACCUCUCUUAAAGAUCUGAGGAUUGUUGACUGUAGGGAACUUAUCAGUAAUGAGGAUGAAGAGGGCACACAAUGGGUUGGACCUACAACACUUCGUCUUCUAUCUAUAGAAGAUGUUCCAAACUUGGUGUCUCUCCCAAGGGAGCUUAGACAUGUUACCACUUUGCAAGAGCUUGAGAUAAGGAACUGCCCUGCACUGAAGUCUUUACCGGAGUGGAUAGGUGACCUCACUUCACUUCAGAAGCUUCAGAUUGGGAAUUGUCCCAAUUUAAUAUCACUGCCUGAAGGUAUGCGCCGCCUCACCUCUUUAUGUGUUUUGAGAAUUGUGGAGUGUCCUCGCUUGGAGAAAAGAUGUGAACGAGGAACAGGAGAGGAUUGGCCAAAGAUUGCUCACGUCUCUGACUUUUGGAGUUACUAGUUCGUCUACUAAUCGUGAGCAGAGGAUCCGUUCCAUAGCCUAAUGCGCCAAUUAUUCUUCAGAAUCAACUGUAGCAUGGAACAAACAAGGGUUUAAGAAUAGACAUAUUUUCAGACCUUGCCGACAAUCAAAUUUGCCCAAAGCUCUCAAAUUUCCAGUAGUGUUUCCUAUCUUUCACUACAAUGGCAUUCCUGUAUUGUUUCCAUUUGAAAUUUGAUAGUAAAACACUUAUGAUAGACC